UGUUUAUAAAUAACUAUUUCUUUGUACAAGAUACAUAUAAUAAAUAAAUGUGUUUAAGUGACAGUGUAUGUCAGUCAUGUUGUUUGUUUUAAAAUUGAUUUUUUGACUAAACUAUGAAGAAUUGAAACUUAUAGUGCAGUGAUUAUUACUUUUAAAAUAUCUUUUUUUAAAUAUGUUUCAUCCUCUACAAAUAAAACAUGAAUGUAUGAGAAUAGAAGAUGUUAACUCUGAUGAUAAAGUUAAUGUUCCAAAUAAUUCUAAAUAUUCAUUUAUUGAAGAAGAUUAUAAAUAUAAUGAAUUAUCACAAUUUUGGAAUCAUGCACAGUUAUCUAAUGAAAUAUAUUCAAAAAAUCAAAUCCAUGGUCAAUGCAGUUUAUUUCAAACUGAAGAAAAUAAUUCAUUAACAUAUAUGAAAAAUUAUGUACAAAAUAAUACAAUUUUUCAAGUUAAUCAGGAAGAAAGUUUGAAUCAAAUGAAUCAAAGACAUCAUAUAGAUAUGACUCAAAAAGCUGAACAAUCACAAUUUCCUCAAAUCAACAAUAUACAAUCAACAAAAUUUGUAAAUCAAAUAACAAUUUCUGAACCUAUAUCUCCUACAAAAUCUAAUCGUCCUGGAAGACCAUCUAAAAAUUCUUCAGAAUUAAAUAUAGGAAAAAAACUUAAAUGUCAAUGUGAAAUAUGUUUUAAAGAAUUUGGACAUAAAAGUAACUUAUUUAUACAUAUGAGAACUCAUAAUGGAGAACGGCCUUAUAAAUGUAAUCAAUGUGGGAAAUGUUUUACCCAUAGUGGAAAUUUAGCUAUCCAUAUGAGGACACAUUCUGGUGAAAGACCUUAUGGUUGUCAAAUAUGUGGAAAAAUGUUUAGUCAUAGUGGAAACUUAUCAACACACUUAAGAACUCAUUCAGGUAUAAAACCAUAUAAAUGUGCUGUAUGUGGUAAAGAAUUUAGACAUAGUGGAAAUUUAUCAAUUCAUGAAAGAAUACAUUCUGGAAUUAAACCAUUUCAAUGUAAAGUUUGUGGAAAAGACUUUUAUCAUAGUGGAAAUUUAACAACUCAUAUGAAAAAACAUAUUAUAAAUAUUAAUACUAAUAUUAAUCAAUAUGAUAAUGAAAAACAAGAAAUAAGUGGUGCAGUAAAUCUUAAUACAACUAGAAAUUCAUUCAAUAAUUUACCAUUAACUCAAACUACUGAUAUUAAAAUAAUGUCUAAUAUAAACAAUAUUGUUCCUAUAAAAAAUGAAAGUAAUGAUGAAUAAACUAAUAGUAAACUAUUCUAACACAA
Molecule: messenger RNA, 1281 nt
Organism: Apis laboriosa (Himalayan honeybee)
Lineage: Eukaryota; Metazoa; Arthropoda; Insecta; Hymenoptera; Apidae
Product: zinc finger protein 846-like
Exons: 3
Coding region: 173-1255 (360 amino acids)
Biological process (GO): regulation of transcription by RNA polymerase II; central nervous system development
Cellular component (GO): nucleus
Molecular function (GO): DNA-binding transcription factor activity, RNA polymerase II-specific; RNA polymerase II cis-regulatory region sequence-specific DNA binding
Source: RefSeq, a predicted model, not a curated record